GUGUGACGUUGUUGACUUGGCUAACUUGUUAUCAUAGUAUUUAUCCGUUAUGUUACACCAGAAAUUUAACGCGGAUCAAAAUCAACGGCGCCAUCAGUGUCUAAUCAAUACUAGCGAUGGGCAUUUUCAUGCAAUACAAUUUUCAUUGCCGUGUAAGUCAGAUAGCACUCGCUGUACAUGCCACUGUAUUAUGCUGUAUACGAGAUAAACUAUCAGUGAACACUGCCAGCUCGAUCCGGUGUGUUACGUGCUAUUUAUUUUGUUGUGUACUCGAUUAGUACAGUAUAAACAAUACCAUUAACCAAAUUAAGAAUGACAUCGCGAGGAUUAUUGUUAAAAUCCUUUAGGAAAGUGAACACACAACACAAGACAUGUAUUGGUUGCUUAGCGACCACGCCUUCAAGGCAUGUCCAGACGGGACCCGAACCCGCGACCCCUAGGAUCGUGACCGAAAUACCCGGCCCCAAAUCCAGGCAGCUUAUUAAGGAACUCGGUAAAAUACAGAAUGUAGGAGCGGUCCACUUCUUCUGCGACUAUGACGUCAGUUGCGGUAACUACCUCGUCGACGUUGACGGGAACGUCAUGUUGGACUUGUUCACGCAGAUUUCGUCACUUCCGCUCGGUUACAACCACCCAGCGAUGAUCAAAGCCGUUACAGAUCCGAGUAAUCUGUCAACGUUCGUCAAUCGUCCUGCCCUCGGGAUUUACCCGCCUGCCGACUGGGUGGGUCGCCUGCAAGCCGCUCUGUUAUCGGUGGCGCCGCCAAAAAUGCAUCACGUGCAGACGAUGGCUUGUGGCGCGUGCUCAGUGGAACACGGGAUGAAAGCUAUGUUCAUCAAAUUCAUGACUGAGCGGCGUGGUAGCGCCACUUUGACUCCCGAGGAGAUGUCGAGCGCCAAGGAAGGCCAACCCCCGGGCUGCCCCAACCUCGCCGUCCUCUCGUUCAACAAUUCCUUCCACGGCAGGACAAUGGGUUGUCUCGGGAUCACCCACUCCAAGUACAUCCACAAGCUGGACCUUCCCGUUCCGGACUGGCCCGUGGCGCGGUUUCCGGAACUCAAGUAUCCGCUCGAUGACCAUGUGCGCGAGAACCAGGAGGAGGAACGACGCUGUCUGGCAAUGGUUGAGGAACUGAUCGACACAUGGAACCGGAAGGGGCUGCCGGUUGCGGCCGUGGCGGUGGAGCCCAUACAGGGUGAGGGCGGGGACAACAUGGCGUCUAGGGACUUCUUCCAAGGGCUUCGAGAUAUCACUAACAAGUGCGGUAUUGGCUUGUUGGUGGACGAGGUCCAGACCGGAUGCGGCGCCACGGGUCUCUUUUGGGCACACGAGCACUUCCGGUUGAGCGACACACCGGAUGUGGUGACCUUUAGCAAGAAGAUGCUCACCGGAGGUUUCUUCAGCAAAGAGUCUUUCGUACCAAAAGAUGGUUUCCGCGUCUUCAACACGUGGGUGGGCGACCCUUCGAAGGCCGCGCUCCUUGAGGCCGUGGUCAAUGUCAUCAAGGGAGAUAACCUCCUUGACAGGGUCAAGGUCACGGGCCAGCACCUGCUGAAUGGUCUCAAACAAAUGCAGGGUAAAUACCCGGGUUUGAUAAGCAAGGCCCGUGGGCUGGGGACACACUGCGCUAUCGACUUCAAAGACGCUGCUAGUCGUGAUAAGACAAUCGCCAAGCUGAGAGAAAGGGGCGUCCACACGGGCUCUUGCGGUGCCGCCACGUUGCGACUCCGUCCCGCGUUGAUCCUUGAAAACAAGCACGUGGACAUAUUCAUGGAGAGUUUCGACCGUGUGCUCGCAAAUAUGAAUAAAUGAAAAUGCCGAAGAACUGAUUUCAUUGUAGCCGGUAUCAGGUUUCUUCUGAUACUUUGAUAAGAUUGGCAGUAAAUGACUAAUUGUACACUUAUAUGACCAUGGUUUCAAGCCCUUGUGGCCGGUUGUUUAAGAUUUGCACAUUACAAACAAUUAUGUUAUUAUGUUUUGAUGCUGCGUCAGUAUUUUAAGUUUCAAGUGUAUUAACCCAUUUAUGCAUAGUGGACUCUCCCAUCCUUCUAAAUAGAAUCAAUUUAUUUCCAAAAUUAGUCAUGUCUAGUAUAUUUAUUUCUAUAUUUAGAAUAUUUCUUUCAGAAAUUCCUUUAAGCAAACAGCGCAUCAUGCGGCGUCUCAUCUGGGUCUACGCUGUUUGCCAAGGCCUUUUUUCUAUACGCUAGGCAUAAAUGGGUUAAACAGUACAUAUAGAAGGCCAUAAGCCCAAGUGGACAAAGUUGGAAAACAGUGUUUACAAAGUAAAUAGUUAUGAGUAGAAUUAGUAUUGGAGUUCUGUAUUAAUAACAAUCAAUUAUCUAUAAUUAAAUAUGUGUAUUUUCGUCAAAUUGUGAUUAAGCGAAUUAAGUACAACACUAUAUCAAAUAUAGUGUAUUCAUGGUUUAGGUCCAAAUACGAACAAUUGUAACAAUAAUAAUACUUCGUAUUGUUUAAUGCCUAGAAUUGUAUGUAUUUGAUUACGUUGUCUUUGUAUAUUGUCUUCUGCUCCGAACUAUUUGUUACAGCAUUAAUUGUUUAUUACGGCAAACUUUA
This is a messenger RNA of Dreissena polymorpha, 2574 nucleotides long. RefSeq names its product 4-aminobutyrate aminotransferase, mitochondrial-like. Bases 313 to 1812 code for a protein of 499 amino acids. Gene Ontology annotation, cellular component: mitochondrion. The record is from RefSeq and is a predicted model, not a curated record. The transcript has 13 exons. Gene Ontology annotation, biological process: GABA catabolic process. Lineage: Eukaryota; Metazoa; Mollusca; Bivalvia; Myida; Dreissenidae. Gene Ontology annotation, molecular function: pyridoxal phosphate binding.